Canis lupus familiaris (dog) is the source of this 1155-nucleotide messenger RNA. RefSeq names its product 3-hydroxybutyrate dehydrogenase 2 (gene BDH2). NCBI's taxonomy places the organism in Eukaryota, Metazoa, Chordata, Mammalia, Carnivora, Canidae. The record is from RefSeq and is marked provisional. Gene Ontology annotation, biological process: siderophore biosynthetic process. Gene Ontology annotation, cellular component: cytoplasm. Gene Ontology annotation, molecular function: 3-hydroxybutyrate dehydrogenase activity.
CCAACAUGCAUUAUUAAGCGCCUGACUUGCUUCUGCACAAAGGUCUCAAGUUUGUUUCUCGCCCACGGAUCUGAAGGACGCCGUCCACUUGCUGCUCUAAACUUUAACCACAGGUUCCAUUAUGGGUCGACUUGAUGGGAAGGUCAUCGUCCUGACAGCUGCUGCUCAGGGGAUUGGCCGGGCAGCUGCCUUAGCUUUUGCAAGAGAAGGUGCCAAAGUCAUUGCCACUGAUAUCAAUGAGUCCAAACUUCAGGAACUGGAAAAGUACCCCGGUAUUCAAACUCGGACCCUUGAUGUCACAAAGAAGAAACAAAUUGAUCAGUUUGCCAAUGAAAUUGGGAGACUUGAUGUUCUCUUUAAUGUUGCUGGUUUUGUCCAUCAUGGAACUAUCCUGGACUGCGAGGAGAAAGACUGGGACUUCUCAAUGAAUCUCAAUAUCCGCAGCAUGUACUUGAUGAUCAAGGCAUUUCUUCCUAAGAUGCUUGCACAGAAAUCUGGCAACAUAAUCAACAUGUCAUCUGUGGCUUCUAGCAUCAAAGGAGUUGAGAACAGAUGUGUGUACAGUACAACCAAGGCAGCUGUGAUUGGCCUCACAAAGUCCUUGGCCACAGACUUCAUCCAGCAGGGGAUCAGGUGCAACUGCGUGUGUCCAGCAACGGUUGAUACCCCAUCCCUGCAAGAAAGAAUACAAGCCAGACCAAAUACCGAAGAGGCACUGAACUACUUCCUGAAGCGACAGAAAAUUGGAAGAUUUGCAACCGCAGAAGAAAUAGCCCUGCUCUGUGUGUAUUUGGCUUCCGAUGAAUCUGCCUACAUAACAGGUAAUCCUGUCAUCAUUGAUGGAGGCUGGACCUUGUGAUUUUAGAAUCUGUUUGCUGGAAGAGCAGGCCCUUCCUCCCCACAGUGAGACUGGUUAUGAAGAAAAUUCAGCCAUCAUGUCUUUCCCAUUCAUGGCUUAUUUAUGACAAUUAGCCCUUUUUAAUGAUGCCAUUGUUCACAAAAGUCAGAUUCUUUAAAUAUAUUAAUCUCUUUCUAACCUCUUCUGAAAUCAUUAUAGGGAGAUGACAUAAAAGAUAAUGAACUCACUGCAAAUGAAAAGUUUUAAAAUAAACCACAGUUUGCAAGCAUAUAAAAAUAAAGUGUGAAUAUGAAAAA